Molecule: messenger RNA, 2343 nt
Organism: Arabidopsis arenosa
Lineage: Eukaryota; Viridiplantae; Streptophyta; Magnoliopsida; Brassicales; Brassicaceae
Source: the annotation of a GenBank genome assembly
CGUCGACGACGAGCAACGAUGAACAACUCCACCAGACUCAUCUCUCUCUUCUCUCCUCAUCCUCCUCCUCUAUUUCUCCUCCGUGGUCUCUACAUCAGCCGCAUAACUAAUCUCCGCCGUUUCCACCGCCGGACGUUUCCUUCUUCCUCUGUUGGCUCAACCAAUCGAACUUCUUCCCGUCCACUCGUGUCUUUGCCACCGCUUAUCCCCACGUUUCCCAUUAGACGGCUCUACACUCACCAAGUCCGUGUCUCCGCCGCAGAUUUUGUUCCUUCUUAUCACCACCAGCUACCUGAAUGGACAGAGCUACUCCAAUCUCUUUCCCAAGCUGGUUACUUCUCAAAUUCCGAUUCGAUUUCCGGUUCAGAAAGUGAAUUCUUUCCCGGUUUUCCAGAUGAACUUCUCCGUCCAGCUCUUGCUUGCUUAGCUCUAGCUCGUGAUCGACCAGAAUUACUUGAAAUGCUUUCGAAGAGAGACGUUGAAGUGGUGGUGGAGAAUGGGAAGCCAUUUUUGUUUAGGACUGGUCCAGAUUCACUUAAAAGGAUGAGCCUUUACUUAAGAAGUGGUCGUCAGGGUAUUGGUAAGAUGAUGGAUAUGGAGAAGGCGAGUACAGUUGAUUUGAUGAGGCUUCUUUUGAGUUAUGUUGUGGAUGUUGCUUCUUCUGAGGAGAGCAAACACCAUAACCAAGAGCUUAUGGAGUCAUCGGUUCGUAACCUCUUGAGUCAGAUAGCGAAGAUGAGUUUUGGUACUUCUGAGUCGAAUGUUCGUGGCACGAUGCAAAAUCAGUUCUCAGACAGAAAUGGACAAGCAGUUGGGGCCUUUCAGAAGAACAUUGAGAUGAAACGUGGUGACUGGAUUUGCUCGAGGUGCAGUGGCAUGAACUUUGCGAGAAAUGUCAAAUGCUUCCAGUGUGAUGAAGCAAGACCAAAGAGACAGCUUACUGGUAGUGAAUGGGAGUGUCCCCAAUGUGAUUUCUACAAUUACGGGAGGAAUGUAGCUUGCUUAAGAUGUGACUGCAAGCGACCCAGGGACUCUUCACUUAGUUCAGCCAACUCUGGUUAUUCAAAUGAUCCUGAACUUGAAAGGAGACUGGUGGAAAACGAAGAGAAAGCACAGAGGUGGUUUAGUAAAGUAGCACAGGGUGGUUCUGAUGCAAACAGUGUUGAUGCAGAUGAAGAUUUUCCAGAGAUUAUGCCUUUGAGGAAAGGAGUGAAUAGAUAUGUUGUUAGCACGAGGAAGACACCUCUUGAGAGAAGGUUGGCUAAUACUGAGAACAGUGUAGCUACAGAUGGAAACUCGAAUGGGAACGACGGUAAGGCUUUGGGAAGUAAAACGAAUAGGAGCUUGAAUGAGAUUCUCGGUUCUUCAUCCUCUUUGGCUUCUCGAUCUGAUGACAAGAAUGUAUCUUCCAGAAGGUUUGAAUCUUCCCAGGGAAUAAACACCGAUUUCGUCCCAUUCGUGCCACUACCUUCAGAUAUGUUUGCCAAGAAACCUAAGGGGGAAACACAGAUAGGUCUGACUAACAACAACCAAAUGGAUAGUGUCUCAGGCGGAAAUCAAAAUGUCAAUCAAGAGGACAAGUCAGAUGCAAAUCUCUCUGGCAAAGAAAAAGAUAGUCUUGAAAAGGAUGGUCAAGAAUCAGAGGAACCUGCAAGGUGGUUCAAGAGGGUCACUGAACUGCACAAUGUUUCAGACUUGGAAAGCACAAUACCGCAAGAGAUUUCUCCUGAUAAAAUGCCAAUGCGAGAAGGAGAGAAUCGGUUUGUGGUUAGUAGGAAAAAAGACCGUUCACUGACUUCUCCAGCAUACAAGAGACCUUCACAAGAUUCAGACUUUGUCCCCUUUGUCCCUUUCCCACCUGACUAUUUCGCCAAAGAGAAACAACCCAAGGAACCAGUAGAUACUAUUCCAGCUCCGGCAGCAGUAAACAUUUCGAAGGUAGUCCAACAAGAACCAAGAGAACCUUCAAGCAACAAAUCCGAAACAGUCGCAGGGAAUAUCAGAAAUGGAAAGAGCUUGGAGGGUUCAUUAGUGAAGGAGCCCGACUUGUUGGACAUGUCAGAGGAAGCAAAAGCGGAGAGAUGGUUUAAGAGAGUGGCUGAGAUUAAGAACAUAUCAGAGCUGAGUCAGAUCCCAGACGAAGAUUUCCCAUCAAUAAUGCCGAUGAGGAAAGGAGUGAAUAGGUUUGUUGUCAGCAAGAGGAAGACUCCCUUGGAACGGCGUUUAACUUCUCAACGACACCAGAGAAAUCCUCAGAUCACCGACUCUGAUCCCGCGGGUAAAGGAGAUAAAUGACCUUGUAGCAUAACAUUUUUGCGGAGUUAAUAUACAAUACGAUUUUUG